Molecule: messenger RNA, 965 nt
Organism: Leptinotarsa decemlineata (Colorado potato beetle)
Lineage: Eukaryota; Metazoa; Arthropoda; Insecta; Coleoptera; Chrysomelidae
Source: RefSeq, a predicted model, not a curated record
AAGCCGCGUCCAGACUAUGCAGAACGGGGUCGAUCGACCCGGUUGAUCGACACUGUCGAACACGUGGACAUGUCGCCCGGCUUUGUCGAAUCAUGCCGGCCCGAACCGAAUUCAACCGAAUCAAGUCGGUAAAGAUCUAAGGAGGUCGAACCGACAUCAGUAGUGUGGACGUGUUGAACCGUGUUGUGCAACUUUUCAGACUGUUGGUUAUCAAUUAUUUUAUUUAAAAUUAGUUUAAGUUUAUAUUUAUGAUGGAUUGGAGUGACGAACAAACAAUUUCUUUUAUUGAAAUGUAUCGUGAACGUAGUUUAUUGUGGGAUCCAACUGAUUCGCUAUAUAAAAAUAGAAAUAAAAGGCACGAUGGACUUAUGGAAAUCGCUGUAUCUUUUGGAAUUGAAAAAUGUGAUGUAGAAAAAAAGAUUAAAAAUUUGCAAAGCCAGUUUUCUAGAGAGCGAAAUAAGGAGAAAAAAUCUUUAAAAACUGGGAGUGGUGCAGAUGAAAAGUACACUUCCAAAUGGUUUGCAUACAAAAGUCUGCUAUUCUUGGCCGAUAAGAACACUCCAAAAAACACUCAGGAUACAGAGGAAUCACAAAACCGAGAGGACCAGGAAAAACACGACGAAAGUGAUGGAGGAAACGCGGACAAGGCCGAGGACGAGAUAUCAAAUGCAGAAUACAAUGAUGCCGUUACAAGAACACCGAUUAAAAAAACAUUUACUUCCCCCAAAAAACCACUUAAAAAAGUAAAGUAAAUUCAACUUCUGAUGUCAAUGUACCUAUCAUUGAUGAAGCAGUAAACCUAUUGAGAAGUAUUCAGUCAAACAAGCAAAAGAAAGAUGAAUAUGAAUUAUUUGGUCAGCAGGUAGCAAUUCAGCUUAGACAUAUUACCUCACCACAAGCAAGGUUUACCGCCCAGCAGCUUAUUAAUAGAACAUUAUUUGAAGCAAAAAUGGGGAUGGGCAGUU